This is a messenger RNA of Poecilia reticulata (guppy), 3405 nucleotides long. RefSeq names its product G protein-coupled receptor 17 (gene gpr17). Gene Ontology annotation, molecular function: G protein-coupled receptor activity; oxysterol binding. NCBI's taxonomy places the organism in Eukaryota, Metazoa, Chordata, Actinopteri, Cyprinodontiformes, Poeciliidae. Gene Ontology annotation, cellular component: membrane. The record is from RefSeq and is a predicted model, not a curated record. Gene Ontology annotation, biological process: G protein-coupled receptor signaling pathway.
CUUCCACGGAGCGCCACAUGAACUCCUGGUCUUCAGUCAGGGCUCCCUGCUCCAGCACCAACCGCCGCACACUCAGGAUAUCAACCGGAACCAAAAAUGGAGUCUGCCACGAUUGCAGAAGCAUCUUUACUCUCAAACCAGUCAUCUAAGAGCUGUGCACCAGCAGAGACAGCAAUAGAGAACCAGCUGUUUGGGUGGUUCUACAUGGUGGUCUUCAUCCUGGCCCUUGGUGGUAACAGUCUUGCUCUCUGGAUCUUUUCUCGUCAGCGUGGGGCUUUUUGCCCUGCUAACAUCUUCUUGGUUCAUCUGGCAGUGGCAGACCUAUCUUAUGUGGUCAUCCUCCCACUCAGAGCAAUUUACCACUUCACCGGCGGCCACUGGCCGCUGGGUGAGGUCCCCUGCAGGCUGGUGGGCUUUUUGUUCUAUGUCAACAUGUACGCCAGUCUGUACUUUCUGGCUUGCGUGGCAGGGGACCGCUACCUGGCUGUGGUUCAUGCUGUAAGGUCAAUGAAGCUUCGCCAAGGUCGCUAUGCUCACAUCAUCAGCUUCUCCUUGUGGGUCUUGGUCACACUCUCUAUGGCGCCACUGCUGGUUACCCAUCAGACAGCACAGGUGGACAACACAACGGUGUGCUUGCAGCUGUACAGAGAGAAGGUGUCCCACAAGGCGCUGGUCUCUCUGGCUGUAGCCUUCACCCCGCCUUUCCUUGUCACCCUAUCCUGUUACCUGCUCAUCAUCCACAGCCUGCACCGGGGCUCCAGGCUGGAGCCUGCCCUAAAACUCAGGGCCCUGCGUACCAUUGGUGCCGUCAUUCUCAUCUACAUGGUCUGCUUUCUGCCCUAUCAUCUGAGCAGAGUCACCUUCAUCCUUGGCUACAACGACCCAGACGUAUCCUGCCAAACACGAAGAGCCUUGAGCAUGGCCAAUCGCCUUACCUCCUCCCUCACCUGCAUGAACGGUGCUAUGGACCCACUGGUGUACCUGUUCGGGGCAGAGAAAUUCAGAAGCACGCUGAAGAGGUUGUUCUGUAAAGAUAAGACAGGGAUGAUUGGGGCCACUAGCGGAGACCUAAAGGGAACACAUGAAAGCUCGCUGAGUGCCAAGUCUGAGUUCUGAGUAAAAGACCUGGAAGACUGUCGUAAACAGCUUUGUUCAGGCCUUAAUGGAUGCUAUGAACCUUAGCCUGGAUGGAGUGAAGCAUGAACUAAAGUCCAACAUCCAGGCUUCACUCUGCACCUGGUCUAAUAAACCCCUUAUGAAACUAUUUGUGCAAAGUUUCAAUGAAAAGUCACCCUGAAUAGACAGCUUGUUUAAAAAGUGAGAUGUUCGCUGAUGAAAGGGCCCAAGCAUCUUACAUUUCAGUGUCUGUUUCAGUCAAAUUUGGAGGAUUUCUUGGUUAAUCAAAGACGUAUUGUCAAUGACAUGCGGACAAUGACUGACCAACUUCAAAUAACGAUGUGCGUAGAGAUGUCCAAUUUAGAAAUUUUCUGUGAAUAAUAUAAAGUGACACAACUACAGGCCCUUUCACAAAACACUUUCGGUUGCUUUUUUUGCCAUCAUUUGAUUUCUGAAGGUAGCAAGAGGAGAUGAUCAACGUGGUACUGUCCAAACCCACAGGUGGGAUAGAGACAGAGCUGUAAAAGUCAACGUAUGUAAGGAGGAGCUGGGUUUAUGGCUCGGGGGUUUGCUGUAGGGACGACAGACAAUGAGAUGAUCCGGCUGUGGGACUUGAGGCCAAAAUCCAAUGGGACUCUGGUUUCCACAUUGACACGUCAGACAAGUUGCACUGAAGUAAGCUAAAAACAGAUUAAUGAACCUCACACGCCUUGUGUCUCUGAUACGUUUCACCUUUUACAAUGAGAAAUGUCAGAAAUAUGCUCCAUAUUCACCUGUCCGGGUUCUACCAGGGUCCAGCAAAGUCAGCUUCAUUUAUUGAUUUUAAAAACAUGAUUAGCUUGAAUGGGGUCUGAUGAAUAGGGGCUAUGGUGGAUCUGUUUUAUGACAGAGGCCAAUGAUUCUAGUGUUGAAUAUAAUGCAUUUUCCUUCUGUAGGAAAGUUUUUUUUAUUAUUAUUAUUUUAAAUAUGUACCUUAUUACAACUGUAGAGUCAACAUGUAUUGUCAAAACUGUCAUGGUAACAGAUUUUUGCAUGUUUUGUAUGGUUUCAAUCAUAUAUCUAAUGUCUUUCCCUUUGUUUUUGAGACGGGUUUUCCCAUUGUUUUACAUUGGAAACCUAUGAAAAGAUGUUGUAUUUUCUGUGACUUCAUAGCCUCAACAUCUUAGAGGAACAACUAGCAAUAUGAUCACCAUAGUCAGAAUUUGUCAUGCGGUCACAAACAUGUCUUUUUUUGUUUGUUUCUGUUUCUUUAUCUCACUUCCUAGUCAUGUGUGACUUAUUUGGAAGAAAAGGAGGAAUAGCUGUUUUUACCGUACAUCAGAGAACAAUCUGUCAUCAACAGCCAUUUUCACCACAGUAAAUGUGAUGAAAAUGAUAACUUAUUUAAAUAUCAAAACACUGGAAAAGGAAACCAAACCUUCCCAUGAACUGUGGACUAAACAGGACCAGGCGUCAUGGCCGUUGACCAUAAUAAGAAGAAAUGGUGACUGUGAAUUCAACUUCUAACAUGUGUUUUCUGUAAGCCAAAUGAAACAGACACUCAUUAUUGUAAGAAGUGUGGUUUGAUGUGUAUUUAGCUUAGCAACCUUGAGUAUUUAAUCCAGACAGGAAAGCACAAUGAAACUGUGAGAAGCUUGGGGUCUCUGACUGGAUUUUUUUUUUUUUUUUUUUUUUUGAAAAAUCAAGUGUCUAUACUUUCAUUCAUGACCAAAUUUUUGGAGUUUCAAACUCUUGAUUUGAGUCCAUUACGGCACCAGCUGAAAAAUGUAACAAAUGUUGCCGUUUUGCUCCCAAAUCAAACCGAGUCUACUGGACUAUCAGGUGUGAAAACACCUUUAAAAUAUGAUUCUGUUAAGGUAACUUUAAAAUUGUACAGAAUAUGCAAACUGUGCAUUUGUUGACCUUUAAUUUCUCUUUGGAGGCUUCAGGCCGGCACCGAAGAAUCUCAAAUGUCGGUUAUCCCUUGGGCCGGCUCUGACACUAACCAGUGAUGAUGUAAUUAAAGUAGUGUAGAGAUUUACUGAUAUCUGCAGGAGGCUAAUAUGACAAAUUACUAUUGUAUAUAAACAUACUCUUCAUUUUUUCUUUCAGCUUCUUAAAUUUGCUAUAGUCUGCGUUUCUGCUACAAUAUUACACAACACCGUCUGACUUCAUGAAACUUGCAAACCGCUGUUAUGCUUGAGACAAAUUUCACAAGUAGUGCUCUUUCUGAUCCUUUAACUUGUAACUGUUUUAUUUUUAUACUCUGCAAUGAAUUUGCUUAAUUCUUCUCAUAAAAACUACAAAUGA